Molecule: messenger RNA, 1182 nt
Organism: Misgurnus anguillicaudatus (oriental weatherfish)
Lineage: Eukaryota; Metazoa; Chordata; Actinopteri; Cypriniformes; Cobitidae
Gene: nqo1
Product: NAD(P)H dehydrogenase, quinone 1
Cellular component (GO): cytosol
Molecular function (GO): NAD(P)H dehydrogenase (quinone) activity
Source: RefSeq, a predicted model, not a curated record
CAGCAGGCAGCAAGCAGCCCCCGCCCCGCCCACACGGAGCUGAUUUGAAGGUACGGACGACACACACAGGGUGUUGUGCGUAAAAGUAAAAAAGCAAGAAAGUAAAAUUGGAGGUUGCAAGCAAGCUGGGCCCAUAGCACCAAAAAAUGGCACAAAAGACAGCGCUGAUCGUUUAUGCCCAUCAGAGUCCCGCAUCAUUCAACGCAGCAGCACGUGAUGUAGCGGUUGAGGCUCUGAAGGAGCAAGGCUAUAAAGUCUUAGUUUCGGACCUCUACGCAAUGAACUUCAAAGCCGUAGCUACUGCAGAGGAUAUAAAAGGUAAACUGAAGGACCCAGAGCACUUUCGGUACAAUGAAGAGACGAGUAUUGCAUUGAAAGAUGGUCGACUAUGUGAUGACAUCACAGAAGAACAGAAUAAGAUUAAGCAGGCGGAGCUGGUCAUCUUCCAGUUCCCUCUUUACUGGUUCAGCGUACCCGCCAUCAUGAAGGGCUGGAUAGACCGCGUCUUAACUCAAGGAUUUGCUUACACCCUAGGAAACAUGUAUGACAAUGGGAUGUUAAAGGGCAAAAAGGCUUUACUUUCAAUCACCACUGGAGGAAUGGAGUCCAUGUAUCAGCAUGACGGCCUCAAUGGGGAUAUAAAUGUUUUACUGUGGCCGUUACAGAGCGGAGUGCUGCAUUUCUGCGGGUUUGAGGUUCUCGCUCCUCAGAUCUUCUGGAGUCCAGCACAUUGUCCACCACCAGUAAGAACCUCCUUGUUAGACGCAUGGCGAGAAAGGGUGAAUGGUCUGAUGACGGAAAAGCAUCUGUCAUUUGCUCCACUUGAAUACUUUGACCUCAGUUUUCAAGGAGGUUUCCGGAUUCGGCCGGAGGUUAAAGAGAAGUGUGCGUCUCAGUCGCAUGGCAUCACCACCGCACAUCAUCUAGGCAAACCACUUCCUCCGGAUAACCAGACCAAAGCCAAAUAAAUGUAUCCAUCUGAACAUGAUGUAGCUAUCGAUCCAUGAUUAUUCAGUGGAGUUGUAACCGGAUGAUUAUGCAAAAUUAACCUAAUCAUAUUAUCAUAAGAAACAAUAAUUCGGCAGCAUUCCCAAAAUGAUGAAUCAUUUGUUUUAGCUGCAGAGCAAAUUUUACCAUAUAUUUCCUGUUAAUGUUACAAAAAAUAAAAAUCUAUUGCUUCUA